CCCUUACGUGGAGAGAGAUACUUCAAAGUCAUAUUGGCGAUCUCGCUUGCGCAUUUUAGCGAACAGUUUCUGCGCGGAAGAGGUAACACGAGUGUUAAUGGGAAUCUCGCAUUCUACUGUUCGACUGAUUACAAUUACAUCGUCGCCGUGUCCUUGCUUUUAACCGAUGAGGAAUGUCGUCGUUGCUCUCCGCCAUCACCGCCGCCGUGUGUCGCUGUUCCAGAGAGCUACACGUAGUGACAAACCUAUUAGCUCCCAGCUCGGUGGUUACAUAUGGAGAGGGAAGGAUAACGAACUCCCAAGACGGAUAAUUUCACCAUUUUACUUGCAACACAGAACAUAUUCGACGGAAUUCACCAGCGUUCAUGGUGGAAGACCUACUGCAGAGUAUGCAAAGUUGCGGAGAGAAUCCCUCGAAACCGAAUUUGGACAAGCUCUUGGAGCAUACAGCUCGAAAAGUUUCUCUGCGGUGUACCGCUUCGGCCCGUUUUUGGCGCUAUAUAGAGCCGCGAUCAUUUCCUUCUAUGUGGUGAAGCUUACCUUUUGGCAGCUCUUUGUUCAGGAUAUGAGGAAACGGGCUGUCAAGUUCCGUGAGACGCUUAUCAGCUUGGGGCCUUUCUACAUCAAGCUCGGACAGGCACUGAGCACGAGAGCAGACAUAUUACCCUCUAUUUAUUGUCAGGAGCUUUCAAAAUUGCAGGAUCAAAUUCCUCCAUUUCCAAAUAGUGUUGCCAUGCGAUGUAUUGAAGAGCAACUGGGUGCUCCAGUGUCAAAACUUUUUGCCGAUAUCAGUCCAAAGCCUGUUGCUGCUGCAUCUCUGGGCCAGGUAUAUAAAGCUCAUCUGCAUUCUGGACAGUUGGUAGCUGUUAAGGUUCAGAGACCUGGGAUGUCCCUCUCGCUAACACGUGAUGCGCUCUUAUUUCAUAUGAUCGGGGGACAACUCAAACGAUUUGCAAAAGCCCGUAAGGAUCUUUUGGUAGCAGUUAACGAAAUGGUCAGGCAUAUGUUUGAUGAAAUAGAUUACGUUCGAGAGGCAAAAAAUGCAGAACGAUUUGCUUCUCUAUACUCUUUUGAUUCAGGGAAUGAUCAGGUUAAUGAUAAUGCUGCACCUAGGAAUAUGUCCAAGAAUCAUAGAGCAGAGAACAUUAAAGUCCCUAAAAUAUACUGGAAUUUUACACGCACCGCGGUUCUCACAAUGGAAUGGGUCGAUGGCAUAAAACUAACAGAUGAAGUUAAGCUGAAAAGGGCUUCUCUUGAUAGAAGGGACUUGAUCGAUCAGGGCCUAUCAUGCUCAUUAAAGCAGCUGCUUGAGGUUGGAUUCUUUCAUGCUGAUCCGCACCCAGGAAAUCUUGUGGCUACUAAAGAAGGGUCUCUUGUUUAUUUCGACUUCGGAAUGAUGGGAAAUAUUCCACGUCACUACCGUGUGGGACUUAUUCAAAUUCUGGUGCAUUUUGUCAACCGUGACUCUCUAAGCUUGGCAAAUGAUUUCCUUUCCUUGGGAUUUUUACCUGAAGGGGUUGAUAUUCAAGCAGUUUCAAAUGCUUUGCGUUCUUCGUUUGGUUCUAGUACAAGAAUUUCACAAGAUUUCCAGGGGGUGAUGGAACAAUUGUAUGAUGUUAUGUACGACUUCAAUUUCUCACUGCCUCCAGAUUAUGCUCUUGUGAUAAGAUCCCUUGGCUCACUAGAAGGCACUGCAAAGAUUCUCGAUCCAGAGUUCAAAGUCAUCGAGAGCGCGUAUCCGUUUGUGAUCGGGAGGCUAUUAGCAGAUCCAAGCCCAGAUAUGAGGAAAAUACUAAGGGAACUUGUGAUUUGUAACGAUGGAUCAAUAAGGUGGAAUCGGCUGGAACGCCUGGUAGCAGCGAUAUCGGAACAGUCUUCUGUGACAUCUGGAGAUUCUCCGGAAGACAAAACGUUGAAGAAAUCAUCAGAACUGAAAUCAUUCGACAUGCAUUCAGUAGUUUCGGCGACAGAAGAUCUGCUGUUGUUCAUAUUAUCAGAGAAAGGGCAGAGAGUUCGGGUCUUCCUUCUUCAGGACAUAAUCAGAGUGGUUGAUAUAUUCCUGGAAGAAGAGGUUCUUGAUCUGAACAUGAAGAAGAAGCAAUCCAUCAAUAUUGGGGAAGAAGGGACGAUGAAAAGAGUGAGCCAUGGAUUCAAAUGUCUGAGCGAGGCCGUGAAGCUAGCACCUGGAAUGUGGACAGCGAUGCUUCUUCGGAUGUCAAGAAAGGCUGAGGUUCACAGUUAUGCUUUAGAGAUAGUGUCUGCGUUGUCUACACAUUUUGGCCAGAAAGUGCCUAACACUUGUUGGAUCAUUUUCUCCAAACUGCUCCAUCACAUUCACAACAAGAGCCAAUAAAAUUAUUUUAUACAUCGCUUAUUUCAUCUCUAGAGAAUAUACACUUGGAAUGUGUAACAGUGUAAAUUUAUCCGUCAUAGGACUCUGUUUUUGACUUGCAAAGUCCAUAAAGCUUUCUUUCUUUUUUGAACACA
Molecule: messenger RNA, 2487 nt
Organism: Raphanus sativus (radish)
Lineage: Eukaryota; Viridiplantae; Streptophyta; Magnoliopsida; Brassicales; Brassicaceae
Exons: 14
Coding region: 167-2353 (728 amino acids)
Source: RefSeq, a predicted model, not a curated record